This is a messenger RNA of Pelagomonas calceolata, 1611 nucleotides long. Lineage: Eukaryota; Pelagophyceae; Pelagomonadales; Pelagomonadaceae. The record is from the annotation of a GenBank genome assembly.
AAAAAAGUGGCAUCACCUUUUGUGCUCAAAAGCGAGCGACGGGCGAAAGUAUAGCACUCGAAGAGCUGUGUUCACUUUCGCAUUGCCAACACCUUGACCUCGACCUCGUGCAGCGAUUUUAGCAACGAGCAAGCAACCGCUGCAGACUAGGCAUACUUGUCGGCCUCGCGCCGCCGCCGACGCGACAGCAGCGAUGGCGACAACAAACAUAACACUCACAACCACGACGCGCAUGGCCCUCGCGCGCACGCCCAUCCUCGAGGAGUUACAUCUGUGGGCUUUACUGGGCUACACGUGCGUCACCGGUACCUUAGCUCUCAUCUGUCUCUUGUGCGCGCACCAACUCCAAAAGGCCCACGACCGGGAAGCAGCGCGAGAAGCAAGAGAGGCCAGAAGAGGAGACUACGCCCCAUGGUCAGUAGUAACUGAAAACGGCGCCAAAAGUACGUCACCAUGGAGGCCUAGAGCGGCAACAUAUGCGAGGAUCGCGGCCUACGCCUUCGCGUGGUGGGCCUUAUCUGUGUCCUUUACGCUGGUGAACAAGUACUUCCUGUACUACUGGAAACCACCUACGAAACCUGGGGUCUUUGUGCCUCCCGGCUUUCCUUUCGCUGUUACUACUACUACAUUACAUUUGACCAUGAAAGUAGUGUUGUCGACAUUAACGAUACGGUGGCGGCAAUAUAGGUUAGCGAAGCGACUCGCGUCGGACGAGGCCUCCGCGGAAGAAGCGAAUAGUAUCGUCGUGCCCGAACAGCUCUCUUCCAGUGCAAGGUGGAAGUACGCCUACUCUACGGGAGCUACGACAGCAUUAGAUAUCGCCACCUCAAAUCUAGCUUUAUUGUUUGUCACCGUGUCCUUUUAUACGGUGGCCAAAACCACAACCCUAGCCUGGACGUUAAUUUGGGCGACACUGUUCAAACUGGAACCUUGUCGACUGAGGACGUUCUUUAUCGUGUUGCUGAUCGUCGGUGGCUUGAUCCUGGCGACGGAGGGAGAACGCCACCAGACGUACGGCUUUUCGGUCGUUGGCACUAUUUUAGUGCUCGUGGCGGCGUGUUUAGGUGGCGCGCGGUGGUGUUUGACGCAGGCGCUGUUUGCCCACGACACGGCGUGUGCCGAAGAUCCUGUGGUCGUCGUCUACCACGUCUCGCCGGCCGGCGUCUUGACGUUGCUCCCGAUCGCUCUCUUGUGGGAGUUUCCCCGUUUGUGGUUCUGGGCGAAGUUAGUGUCGACGGAGGGCGUCGUCGCGGCCUUCUCCUUUGCUUGUGCUGCUGGUUGUAUUGCGUACCUGAUGCUCCUGGCCGAGGUGAAGUUGUUGCAUGAGACGUCUUCUUUAUCACUGAGCGUGGGCGGCGCCCUGAAGGACGUCAGUCAGAUCGCGCUCGCGUCCGUGACGUUCGGCGACGAGAUCACGGUCGCGUCGGCGGCGGGCCUCGCUUUGGUCAUCGCCGCGUCGCUGGCCUACGCGAAGUCGCGGUCGGGCCGGCGGCGGGCCGCGUCGAUCGCCGAGGGCACGACGCGCUACGCGCGCGUGGAGAUGAAGGCGGAGUUCGACGACGCGCUUGAUGAUGACGAUCUGAACGACAACGACCUUCUAUAAAUGUAAGU